This is a messenger RNA of Leptonychotes weddellii (Weddell seal), 1123 nucleotides long. It is a transcript of the gene DUSP29, whose product is annotated as dual specificity phosphatase 29. Gene Ontology annotation, molecular function: MAP kinase phosphatase activity; protein tyrosine/serine/threonine phosphatase activity. NCBI's taxonomy places the organism in Eukaryota, Metazoa, Chordata, Mammalia, Carnivora, Phocidae. Gene Ontology annotation, cellular component: cytoplasm. Gene Ontology annotation, biological process: negative regulation of MAPK cascade; protein dephosphorylation. The record is from RefSeq and is a predicted model, not a curated record.
GGCCGGGUGUGUGGCUGCCCCACGCCACACAGACCAGCACCUCCUGACCCGACCAGGCCCCAGCGCACCCAGAAAGGAAAGAAAAACCCGUGGCUCCAAGAUGACAUCCAGAGAACCAAAGACAAGCCUCCAAAAUGCCUACGCGCCUGCCAAGAGGCUGCCGCCAAAGGUGGAGGGAGAGGUAGAAGCGGAUGAGUACUGCACUCCCGGAGCCUUCGAGCUGGAGCGUCUCUUCUGGAAGGGCAGUCCUCAGUACACCCAUGUCAACGAGGUCUGGCCCCAGCUCUACAUCGGUGAUGAGGCGACGGCGCUGGACCGCUACGGGCUGCAGAAGGCGGGCUUCACGCACGUGCUGAAUGCGGCUCACGGCCGCUGGAACGUGGACACGGGGCCCGACUACUACCGCGACAUGGCCAUCGAAUACCACGGCGUUGAGGCCGACGACCUGCCCACCUUCGACCUCAGCGUCUUCUUCUACCCAGCAGCCGCUUUCAUCGACGCGGCGCUCAGCCAGGACCACAGCAAGAUCCUGGUUCACUGUGUCAUGGGCCGCAGCCGGUCGGCAACCCUGGUCCUGGCCUACCUGAUGAUUCACAAGAACAUGACCGUGGUGGACGCCAUUCGACAAGUGGCCAAGAACCGCUGUGUCCUGCCCAACCGGGGCUUUCUGAAGCAGCUCCGGGAACUGGACAAGCAGCUGGUGGAGCAGAGGCGACAGGCCCAGCGCAGUGACAACAGUGAGAAGGCUGGUGAGAAGGAACCGUAGGGCCCCUCACAGGGCACGCAGAGACACUCAGGAAUGGAGAGGGAAGGCCGAAAUCACCCUGCCCUGGGAUUUGGGACAGUGAACCCAAAGCUUGAUUUCCGUCCCGUCUUAAACUUGCCAGGUGUGUGCUGACGAACAGGGAGGAUUCAAAGCUGUCUCCUGGAUGAGCACUUGGCUUCACAGCGGAAGGAGGCAGACAGCCUUCUCAAGCAGCAUUGCUUACAGAUGAGCACACAGUUCUGCACCAAGGCACCUGUAUUUUUUUUUUUUUUUUUUAUCUGGUAAGAUGGAAGCAGAAAAGGACUGGAAAAUGUGUAGGCAUCGUGCUGUGAUUAAAUGUUUUGGCUUUGUCUGAAA